Helicoverpa armigera (cotton bollworm) is the source of this 1232-nucleotide messenger RNA. RefSeq lists its product as uncharacterized. The transcript has 3 exons. Gene Ontology annotation, cellular component: membrane. NCBI's taxonomy places the organism in Eukaryota, Metazoa, Arthropoda, Insecta, Lepidoptera, Noctuidae. The coding region runs from base 36 to 743 and encodes 235 amino acids. The record is from RefSeq and is a predicted model, not a curated record.
GAUCUUUAGCAAUUUGUGUUUAGCCAUCGAGCAAGAUGAAGGUAGUUGUGCUAUUGUGUGCUGUGGCAGUCGCCGGGGCAUUGCCCAUGGCCAAGGAGGAUGGAGCCGCCGAGAGAUUCAUCUCCGCUCUAAAGGAUUGUCUGGAUACAGAUACUUCUUUGUGUCUCAAGGAAAAGGCAAUGAGAUUCACAGACAAACUGGCAGCCUCCUCAAGCCUAGAAGUCCUGGAUGGAGUCAGCUUCAAGAACACCGGUGGCAACACCAGAUCAGCUCGCAGCUACGAACCCCUGCCUGAGGAACCCAAAGCCAGGGAACUGAAGGUUGAAGAAAGGAUCAUGGAGAAUGUUGUGGACUUCCUCGACAGCCAUGUUCUUCAGCUCAGAAUGCCCAAAGCCUUGGAAGACGAUAACACCCUUGAUGAGGAAGGCCGUGGCAAGAAGAAGAAGAAGCUGAAGAAGCUCCUCCCCAUCCUGGCCCUCAUCAAGCUGAAGCUUGCUGCCCUCAUCCCUCUGUUCCUUGGUAUCAUCGCCUUCGCAGUCUUCAAAGCCUACCUCCUCGGUAAAAUCGCCUUCAUCGCCGCUGCCUUCGGCGCCCUCAAGAAACUCCUCGAAUCCAAGAAGAGCAGUGGCUGGUCAGAACCCGCUCAUGAGGAAAGCCAUGGUGGCUGGGAGUCCAGCGGCGGUUGGGGCAGGUCCCAAGAUGGCCAAGACUUGGCCUAUGGCGCCCAUGUCAAACAGGCGUGAAAUUAAAUUAUUUAUUUAAUUUAUUCUAGGUAAUAUUAACUUAUUAAUCUCUACGUAAUUCUUCUUCCUCUUCCUUGUAUAUAUUGACCACCGUUCUAUACACAUGCUAAGUUUUUUUUUCUGUAUAUAUCUUUUUGUUUAUUUUAAGUUUCAUCAAGACUGACGCUUUUAGUCUCUUCUUGUAUUGUAUAUAAGUAUUUUUAUUUAUUAUGUUUAAGUAUUCACUUUUCUUUUAAGUGAAGGUUGAUAGUACAUUUUUAUUUUAAGUUUUCAGUUCCAAAGAUAUUUUAUAUAUUUACUUUAAUAUUUUCUAUUUUUUGUUGAGUCAUAUGUUUUUGCUGUAUGUGUAUGGGUAUGUUUCGAGUCAUAUUUAUUGCAAACCAAUGUGUAUUUAAUGCGAAGAAUGUUAUCUGUUUGAUUGUUGCGAUGUUUUAAUUUAUUUUACGAUGGAUCCGAGUGAAAAAUAAUAAAGACAACCUUUAAAAAAUU